Molecule: messenger RNA, 270 nt
Organism: Opisthorchis viverrini
Lineage: Eukaryota; Metazoa; Platyhelminthes; Trematoda; Opisthorchiida; Opisthorchiidae
Exons: 2
Coding region: 1-270 (89 amino acids)
Biological process (GO): microtubule-based process
Cellular component (GO): dynein complex
Molecular function (GO): dynein light intermediate chain binding; dynein intermediate chain binding
Source: RefSeq, a predicted model, not a curated record
AUGAGUGAGCAAAAUGCAACUGUCAAGGUUUGCGACAUGAAUGAACAGAAGAAAAGCAAGGUCGUCCAGCUUGCCCAAGAGGCCGUUUCUCGGUUUAAUUCAUCUAAAGAGAUUGCUGGCUACUUGAAAACUAAACUGGAAGAGGCUUAUGAAGGAAACUGGCACUGUAUUGUGGGGAGAGACUUUGGGAGCAAGAUCAGUCAAGAGGAAGGGAAUUUUAUUUUUUUCUACAUUGGGGAUCGAGCAUUCCAAAUGUACAAAUUUGGUUAG